AUGUCAUCAUCUGCUGCGCCCUCCGAACUCGUCCUCUACAACCUCGUCCCCACCCAAACCCUAAACCCUCACAACCCCGCCGCCGCCGCCGCCGCCGCCGCCGACCCCGCCGGCGAGCGCCGCGUCCGCCCGCGCCGCUCCGCGGACCGCCACGCCAAGGUCGCCGGCCGCGGCCGCCGCGUGCGCAUCCCGGCCAUGGUCGCCGCCCGCGUCUUCCAGCUCACCCGCGAGCUCGGCCACCGCACCGACGGCGAGACCAUCGAGUGGCUGCUCCGCCAGGCCGAGCCCUCCAUCAUCGCCGCCACCGGCACAGGCGUCACGCCCCAGGAGGCGCCCCCCGCCGCCGUCCCCGUCGGCGGCCACGGCGCGUCAUUCGUCCAGGUGCCCUACUACACGGCCCUCCUCAUGCAGCCGCCCAGCGCCGAGGAGCAGCCGCCCGCGCCCGCGUCCGCCGCACCCGACGAUGCCGACACCGCCGCUGCCGCUGCGGCCCCGGAGGAGAACAAUUAA
Molecule: messenger RNA, 510 nt
Organism: Lolium rigidum
Lineage: Eukaryota; Viridiplantae; Streptophyta; Magnoliopsida; Poales; Poaceae
Product: transcription factor PCF1-like
Exons: 1
Coding region: 1-510 (169 amino acids)
Cellular component (GO): nucleus
Molecular function (GO): sequence-specific DNA binding; DNA-binding transcription factor activity
Source: RefSeq, a predicted model, not a curated record